This is a messenger RNA of Oryzias melastigma (Indian medaka), 2422 nucleotides long. RefSeq names its product sprT-like domain-containing protein Spartan (gene sprtn). Gene Ontology annotation, molecular function: single-stranded DNA binding; metalloendopeptidase activity; polyubiquitin modification-dependent protein binding. The coding region runs from base 450 to 2069 and encodes 539 amino acids. The transcript is spliced from 5 exons. Gene Ontology annotation, cellular component: nucleus. The record is from RefSeq and is a predicted model, not a curated record. Gene Ontology annotation, biological process: DNA repair. Lineage: Eukaryota; Metazoa; Chordata; Actinopteri; Beloniformes; Adrianichthyidae.
AAAAAGAUUACCGGAAAUACGUUGUGGAAUUUGACAGGACGUUGUCUUCAAACGAUGCAAUAAAAUUAGAUGGAUGCAAAAUGAAAAAAAAUAUUGAAAGCUAUGUGGCUCAAAAUUAGCUUUUAAUUACACUUAAUAAUACAUUGAUUAAAAAAAAACAAUAUAUAGCUACAAUUAUAAUGAGAAGUCACUAAAACAAAAAGAAAAAAACGCAAUUGUGUGUUUUAUUUUUAAAAGUCAUCACCGGAACUAGCUUUGUGGAACUUUACAGGAGUUGUUGUCUUUAGCUAGUAGCUAGUUUUUAUCAAAUGCGUUCUGUUUUGUGACAGAUAAUGGCAUAAAUUGUAACAUUUUCAGCGUUAGUUUACACCUAACGUAGUAUAACUGGCGCAGGGAUUGUUUUUUAGAAGUUCGGGUUAGCCGAAAAGCUACAUGGCUAAAUAGCAGCAAUGAUGGAUGAAGAUUUUCUGCUCGCCGUUCAACUACAGGAGCAGUUCAACCAUGAAUAUGAAUCUUCACUGGUUUCAACUCUUCACUUCAAGGAGGGGGAGUUCGGAAACAACAGCAAAAAGCGAAAAGUGGAUCUUGCUGGCGGGGACAGCGGUGGAAAGCCGACUUCCGGUGUGGAGCGGCCGCUGAGCAUCGUGGAUGAGUCCUGGGAGAUGCUGGACCCCAGCCCAGAUGUUAGAGCCAUGUUUUUGGAGUUCAAUGACAUGUUCUUCUGGGGCAAGCUCAGCGGAGUGGAGGUCAAGUGGAGUCCCAGGAUGACCCUGUGUGCUGGUGUUUGCUCCUAUGAAGGUCGAGGUGGACUGUGUUCCAUCAGACUCAGUGAACCUCUGCUGAAGCUCAGACCCAGGAAAGACUUAGUGGAGACUCUCCUCCAUGAAAUGAUUCACGCCCUCCUGUUUGUGACUCAAAACAACCGAGACCGCGACGGCCACGGGCCCGAGUUCUGUAAACACAUGAACCGCAUCAACCAGGCCAGUGGGACCAAAAUCACGAUCUACCACGGCUUCCACGACGAGGUCGACGUGUACCGGCAGCACUGGUGGCGAUGUGACGGGCCGUGUCAGAACCGCAAGCCCUACUUUGGCUACGUAAAGAGAGCCAUGAACCGAGCUCCUUCCUCUCUGGACCCUUGGUGGGAGGAUCACCGGAGGACGUGUGGUGGGACGUACACCAAAAUUAAAGAGCCCGAGGGCUACAGCAAAAAAGGCAAGAAGGACGGGAAGAAGCCUUUGGGAACCAGUAAAUCCUCAGACACAACUUCAGGUUCUGGAUCGCAGGAUAUCAGGAACAUCAUCCCGUUUAGUGGGAAAGGCAUCCUCUUAGGAGGGAAUUCCCAAAAUUCCCCCUCUUCCUCUAAGCCUCACACUACAGCGACACCUUUCACCCAAACACCUUUAUCGAUUCCUGUCUCCUCCCCUCAAAAACUCCCGACCCCUUCAUCUCCGGUCAACUCUCACUCAGGGCUCUCCGACAAAACCCAGAGAACUUUCAUCAUCUCCUCCAGGAAAAAUCCGGCUGUGAGGUCUGUCGGGAACACCAGAGCUUUCAUCAACAUCAACGGCUCACCGGUGAAAAUCCCCAAAGUCAGGGGCGACGGUGGCAAAGGGGGUGAUGGACGGAAACAGAAGUCCAUACAGGAACUUUUCAAGAACUCUUCUCUCCGGAAUUCUGAAAGUCAGAGCGCUAAACCUGAAAAUAAAGCAGCAGACAGGCUCUCAACUUCCUCCAGGAUCAGUGAAACGCCAAAACACAGAGGCGUCUCUGAAGACACCGCAGCUCUGGGAGCAUCAGGAGCUGCAGGUGGAAGCCAAACUACCAGGAAGAGGUCGUGGGACGACCGGAGCAGCUCACCCGGCACCUUCAAGAUCUUCCAAAAGACGGCGGAGUCCGUCAGGACAGAAUUACCUGCUGCUUCACCUUUGACCUCCCCGUCUCAGGGCUUUGGAAGACCGAACAGCAGCUCCACCUCGUCUGCCAGCUUGAUGGUCAGCUGUCCGGUGUGCCAGGCUAAAGUGCAGGAGUCAAAGAUCAACGAGCAUCUGGACUCAUGCCUCGCCUAGAGGAGUUUUGAGUUUUCACAUUUAUUGGGUAGUUUUAGAUUUCUGAUGGUUUGUCGAAAGUUGUUACUGUUUUAACUAACAUUGGAGAAUCUUUAAGGAAAAAAAUAGUAAAAAUGAUUGUUUUCUUUCAUAUUUUGACCAAAUUACCACCUUGAAGUUGAAUUUAUACCAUUAUACCACUUUGUUUUUAUUAUGGUGCCUUAGCUAAAUUUCUGACCUCUAUUUCCAGUCUUUCAAACUGACUUUUUUAAGAUUGUUCCUUUUCAAUUUGUGUGGCUUUUUCUAAGCUUGAAAGUAAAUAAAAUGUAUGUUAAGUUAAAGGUUUUUUGUUAAAUAAAACACUUUUGAUUAUC